AUGAGCGAACUGCGACGUUUCCUAGGUAUAAUCAAUUUUAACAGAAGAUUCAUAAAAGACGCAGCGUCCACCCAAGCGCCAUGUCAUAAGUAUCUGGAAGACGCGAAAAAUAAGGUCAAAAGACCGAUCGUUUGGACAACAGAAGCAGAGGCAGAAUUCGACAAAUACAAAAGGGCGUUGACGAAUGCUGCGUUGUUGACAGAAAAUACCGAACUUACCCCCAGGGUGGACGCCAAUGGAUGUAGUACUGUAACAAAAGGGAAAAGGGUUAUGGAAACGCAUUGGUUUCUUUUCAAAAAAAUGUUCGCAGCAGUAACUGAAGUACAGCACGUUCCGACUAGAAUAAUUUUUGGAGAUUAUAAAGUUAAAGCAUUGACAGGAAAGGGGCUCUGCCCACCUCUUAUAGCUCCUUAUAGCGGAAAUCAGACAUUGAGGUACCAGAGGGUGGUUUGGGCCUUUGUUCACUCGUCAUUGACUACUUGGUACCAGGAAAUUUUGUGUCUUAACUUAAUUAAUUCCGGUGUCUUAACUUCGGAAUUACCAAAAAUCGUCAUGUCUGAUAGCGGAUUUAAUAAAAUCGCGUCGGGAACAGAUAUUGAUAAAAAAACAAAGACAAAAAGUAAUAGGAAUGCAGUAAUUGCGGGAGGAGACGCGAGUCUACGACGACGUCUGGCCUCGUCUAAAAACAAGAAACGGGACGUUACAGAUCCAUUAAGGAGUAAUGACGCAAGCAGUUUAAAUCAGGAAGAAGAUAGCGUCAAUAAGAGAGUAGCAUCAAGUUUCCGUAAACAUUUUUCGAAAACGUUGCUGGCGAAACGAAGUCGUCCUGAAAAAAACCCGAUACCUACGAAGCCGAACAAAAAGUUGGGCAACGUGCUCGCCCCGAGGAUUCAACCGGCGAAGAUGCCGCGUUCUUAUUUGGAGCUUUAUCGCCGACGAUUCAGUGAACCACGGUACAACGUCCGAUCCCCGGAGGGCUCCACCUUGUCGAUUUUCGGAGACAGCCAGCAAGAGCAGCUCACCGACGAGGAUACGUGUUUACCAGACACCCCGAGGGACGAUCAGAGCGAGCUCAGUUUUUACCGUCGUCUAAUCGAGGAAUUCACCGAUCGUCCAGUCACGACCAUUCGAUCUGCCGGAACGUUGCAUCAACACGUGUCAGAAGACACGAACGUUUCCCAUGGCCUGGACAUGGUUAAGCGGGACGCGAUCAGCAAUAAAUCGAAGAGCCUCGCUUACAGACCGUACACUAUCGAGGAAUACAAGACCUUGCCGAUACCGAACCUCGAUCGAUCUCUUGGGCCCGAUAAAGUGGAAAUGCAAACGAAGAGAGAGUGGCUAAUGCGGCGAAGGUCAUACGGGAACUCAGUUAGCGCGCAUAAUCGCCAGCGGAUAGUGCUGCAGGCGCAGAAGCUGAAGCCGAUGCGCAGCGCCCCUCAAAAAUGUUUUCUGCCUCCUUUGAAGGAUAAAGAAGUCGACGUAAAGAUGCAGAGCAAUUCAAUAUCUUCGACGAUAUUCGAGGAGCAGGAUACUAUCUCGCUAAAUGGAGGCACAAAUUAUGGCAAGUAUUCCAAGGGGAACAUUGAUGUUGGCAAAGUAUCUUCAUCGGAGAAGUCUAAAAAAUUCGGGAGAGCGUCAAGCUUUGGAUCGUCGUCAAACUCACGUGAUGUCAUUGAAGAUUCAUAUUUGGAGUCCCUAAGGCAACGUCAUCUUUACGAGAAGGAGAUGGUGGAUCGUAUUAUGAGCCAAGCACUAUGCCCUUGA
Nomia melanderi (Alkali bee) is the source of this 1764-nucleotide messenger RNA. RefSeq lists its product as uncharacterized. Lineage: Eukaryota; Metazoa; Arthropoda; Insecta; Hymenoptera; Halictidae. The record is from RefSeq and is a predicted model, not a curated record.